Nematocida homosporus is the source of this 1302-nucleotide messenger RNA. RefSeq lists its product as uncharacterized. Lineage: Eukaryota; Fungi; Microsporidia. The coding region runs from base 1 to 1302 and encodes 433 amino acids. The transcript has a single exon. Gene Ontology annotation, molecular function: zinc ion binding. The record is from RefSeq and is a predicted model, not a curated record.
AUGGAGGACAUUGAGUACCAAUUGCGUUUCCUACUUGAUUCAGCUACCCUAACUGUAGAUCGCAUUCACCUACACGAUCCCAGUCGGCUAGAACCCUUACAAUUCCUUAAGAAGUACAAGUCCCAAAAGAUCAUCCCAGCCUUCAUUCAGGAGCAAAAGAGCGGUCAUAUCACAGCCCCUCUCUUUGGUGUCCCAAUCGAUCCCGCCCAAACCCAUCAUAAGCUACUCUACUGCCACUUAGCCAUUGGCAACCCACUUUUCACUUCACAGGAAUAUGCUCUUAAUUGUAAGCCACCCAAAGGCUACGACUCCUUCCUAGUCACCCAAACAAGCACCAAUAUUGAAGAGGUGAUCUCUGAAUUCAAAAGAUCAAAAAGCUUAUCAAACUAUAGUUAUAUUGUCCCAGAUAGGAGCAGAGUCUUAAUAAUUGGAGAAGUUGAGUUUACGUAUGAUAGUAGGCUGGAAGAGAAGAGUAGAAACAAUGAUACUUGUGAAUUUUGUCAAAUCAAAACAUCAAUCUCUUUUUGUUUAGCCGAACGGGCAUCUUUUUGUGCAGAUUGUGAUAUGAAGUUUCAUGAUAACUCUUUUACGCAAAGACACGUCCGGUACUACUUCAACCAAGUGGGAAAGAAGCGCUUCUUGCACUGCCGUGAUCAUUCCGCCGUUGUAGUUGACUACUUCUGCACGGAGUGUAAGAUUCCUGUUUGCACGCAAUGCCGGAUCUUUGGUGCCCAUGCUGAAGCACCCAAUAAUCGGCACAGAUUGAUUAGUUAUAUUGAGGCUUGUGAUUAUCUGAAGCUGGCUUUACUGGAAGAGACGGAGCCCGUGGAAAGGGCGCAAAGUCGGGCCCAGCAGUCAAUUAGUGCGCUGGAGAAGGAGAUAAGUGGGUUUGAGAAGAAUGUGGAGGCAGUCAGAGCUCGAUUAGAUUAUGAGUACAAAUCAGCGAUUAGUGUGCUUUCUGAUCUUAUCAAGCGCAGAUAUCAAAAGAUUAAUGCUAAGUUCUUGGAGGGCAAGUACUUGGAGAAGAUGGCUCAACAUGCUAAACAGUACCCACAAGAGGUCGAUCCGUCCGUCUUAGUUGGAAACUGGAAAAGCAUUGAAACGGUCAAUCAAGGUCUUUCUGAGAUGCCUUUGCCGGUUUGGGAGGAAGAGGCGGGUUUGGUUGUCCAGGGAUCGCUUAGUGUGGUCUUGGACCGAACAGUCCCUUCCCCGACUACUCUCCGGGCUACGUAUGAUGAUGAACUGAGCAGGCAGCGUACGGAAAUGCUUUUGAAGGUCGGCCAGUUUAAGUCCAGAGAAUAA